Molecule: messenger RNA, 1961 nt
Organism: Nomascus leucogenys (northern white-cheeked gibbon)
Lineage: Eukaryota; Metazoa; Chordata; Mammalia; Primates; Hylobatidae
Source: RefSeq, a predicted model, not a curated record
ACAUGUCAAAGAGACACACACUGAAUUAGCAGGGAGCGUUAUAAAAGCUUUGGAGUGCAAGCUCACAGCUGUCUUAAUAAGAAGAGAAGGCUUCAAUGGAACCUUUUGUGGUCCUGGUGCUCUGUCUCUCUUUUAUUCUUCUCUUUUCCCUCUGGAGACAGAGCUCUGGGAGAAGGAAGCUCCCUCCUGGCCCCACUCCUUUUCCUAUUAUUGGAAAUAUGCUACAGAUAGAUAUUAAGAACAUCUGCAAAUCUUUCAGCAAUGUAAGUAUGCCUUAUGUUCCUCCAGCCAAUUGCAAAGAUUCUCAAAAGUCUAUGGUCCUGUGUUCACCGUGUAUUUUGGCAUGAAUCCCAUAGUGGUGUUGCAUGGAUAUGAGGCAGUGAAGGAAGCCCUGAUUGAUAAUGGAGAGGAGUUUUCUGGAAGAGGCAAUUCCCCAAUAUCUCAAAGAAUUACUAAAGGACUUGGAAUCAUUUCCAGCAAUGGAAAGAGAUGGAAGGAGAUCCGGCGUUUCUCCCUCACAACCUUGCGGAAUUUUGGGAUGGGGAAGAGGAGCAUUGAGGACCGUGUUCAAGAGGAAGCUCACUGCCUUGUGGAGGAGUUGAGAAAAACCAAGGCCUCACCCUGUGAUCCCACUUUCAUCCUGGGCUGUGCUCCCUGCAAUGUGAUCUGCUCCGUUGUUUUCCAGAAACGAUUUGAUUAUAAAGAUCAGAAUUUUCUCACCCUGAUGAAAAGAUUCAAUGAAAACUUCAGGAUUCUGAACUCCCCAUGGAUCCAGGUCUGCAAUAAUUUCCCUCUACUCAUUGAUUGUUUCCCAGGAACUCACAACGAAUUGCUUAAAAAUGUUGGUCUUACAAAAAGUUACAUUAUGGAGAAAGUAAAAGAACACCAAGCAUCACUGGAUGUUAACAAUCCUCGGGACUUUAUCGAUUGCUUCCUGAUCAAAAUGGAGCAGGAAAAGGACAACCAGCAGUCAGAAUUCAAUAUUGAAAACCUGGUUGGCACUGUAGCUGAUCUAUUUGUUGCUGGAACAGAGACAACAAGCACCACUCUGAGAUAUGGACUCCUGCUCUUGCUGAAGCACCCAGAGGUCACAGCUAAAGUCCAGGAAGAGAUUGAUCAUGUAAUUGGCAGACACAGGAGGCCCUGCAUGCAGGAUAGGAGUCAUAUGCCUUACACUGAUGCUGUGGUGCACGAGAUCCAGAGAUACAUUGACCUUGUCCCCACUGGUGUGCCCCAUGCAGUGACCACUGAUAUUAAGUUCAGAAACUACCUCAUCCCCAAGGGCACAACCAUAAUGACACUACUGACUUCCGUGCUACACGAUGACAAAGAAUUUCCUAAUCCAAAGAUCUUUGACCCUGGCCACUUUCUAGAUAAGAACGGCAACUUUAAGAAAAGUGACUACUUCAUGCCUUUCUCAGCAGGAAAACGAAUUUGUGCGGGAGAAGGUCUUGCCCGCAUGGAGCUAUUUUUAUUUCUAACCACAAUUUUACAGAACUUUAACCUGAAAUCUGUUGAUGAUUUAAAGAACCUCAAUACUACUGCAGUUACCAAAGGGAUUGUUUCUCUGCCACCCUCGUACCAGAUCUGCUUCAUUCCUGUCUGAAGAAUGUUAGCCCAUCUGGCUGCUGAUCUGCUAUCACCUGCAACUCUUUUUUAUCAAGGACAUUCCCACUACUAUGUCUUCUCUGACCUCUCAUCAAAUCUUCCCAUUCACUCAAUAUCCCAUGAGCAUCCAACCUACAUUAAGGAGAGUUGUUCAAGUCACUGCACAAAUAUAUCUGCAAUUAUUCAUACUCUGUAACACUUGUAUUAAUUGCCGCAUAUGCUAAUACUUUACUAAUGCUGACUUUUUAAUAUGUUAUCACUGUAAAACACAGAAAAGUGAUUAAUGAAUUAUAAUUUAGAUCCAUUUCUUUUGUGAAUGUGCUAAAUAAAAAGUGUUAUUAAUUGCUGGUUCA